CGUCAUCGAUUCACUGCAGCCCUAGUGUCGCCUAGUCACAACGCUCCCGGAAAGAGGGCCUCAUUUCGUGUUUUGGAAGAAAAACACGCUUGUAGUAACUGGCGAUCAUAGUGGCAACGAGAAAGAGGCGACCGACCUGACAGGCUUCCUUAACCCGCACGACUGUUUCGUAGGUGAGCUAAUCGAUAAUGCCACUCCCCGUUGCGCUGCAGACCCGCUUGGCCAAGAGAGGCAUCCUUAAACAUCUGGAGCCCGAACCAGAGGAAGAGAUCAUUGCUGAGGACUAUGAUGAUGAUCCUGUAGAUUAUGAGGCCACUCGGUUGGAGGGCCUGCCACCAAGCUGGUACAAGGUGUUCGACCCUUCCUGCGGGCUUCCUUACUACUGGAAUGUAGACACAGACCUCGUAUCCUGGCUCUCCCCACAUGACCCCAACUCCGUCGUUACCAAAUCUGCCAAGAAGCUCAGGAGCAAUAAUACAGAUGCUGAGGAGAAGUUGGACCGGAGCCAUGAGAAAUUGGACAGGGGCCAUGAGAAGUCUGACCGCAGCCACGAGAAGCCAGACCGCAAUCACGACAAGUCAGACCGGAACCAUGACAAGUCUGACAGAGAUCGAGAACGUGGUUAUGACAAAGUGGACAGAGAGCGAGAGCGGGACAGGGACAGGGAUCGUGAUCGUGGGUAUGACAAGAUAGACCGAGAAGAAGGAAAAGAACGACGCCACCAUCGCCGCGAGGAGCUGGCUCCCUACCCCAAGAGCAAGAAGGUGGCAAGCCGAAAGGAUGAAGAGCUAGACCCCAUGGACCCCAGCUCGUAUUCAGAUGCCCCCCGGGGCACUUGGUCAACAGGACUCCCCAAGCGGAAUGAAGCCAAGACAGGUGCUGACACUACAGCAGCAGGGCCCCUCUUCCAGCAGCGUCCGUACCCAUCGCCAGGGGCUGUGCUGCGGGCUAAUGCUGAAGCCUCUCGAACCAAACAGCAAGACUGAAGGACUGAACCUUCGCUCUCCUGAGCCCUGGAGACUUUCUUUUUCUCUUGCUUCCUUUUGUUUCCCUCCUUUUUGCAGUGCUGGGAUGGGAACCAAGGCUUCAUGCAUGCAAGUACUCCACCACUAAGCCAGCUUAGUGGUGUUUAUAAUAAAAGCGUUCCUGUGAUCAUA
Cavia porcellus (domestic guinea pig) is the source of this 1157-nucleotide messenger RNA. RefSeq names its product polyglutamine binding protein 1 (gene Pqbp1). NCBI's taxonomy places the organism in Eukaryota, Metazoa, Chordata, Mammalia, Rodentia, Caviidae. The record is from RefSeq and is a predicted model, not a curated record. The transcript has 7 exons. Bases 189 to 986 code for a protein of 265 amino acids. Gene Ontology annotation, cellular component: cytosol; plasma membrane. Gene Ontology annotation, molecular function: lipid binding; protein binding.